This is a messenger RNA of Racocetra persica, 291 nucleotides long. NCBI's taxonomy places the organism in Eukaryota, Fungi, Glomeromycota, Glomeromycetes, Diversisporales, Gigasporaceae. The record is from the annotation of a GenBank genome assembly.
UUCAAUAUCUUUUGGAUCAUCUUAUGACUCUCAAAUUUUAAUUGAAACAAACAUAAACAAGGAACUAGGAUUUCUUUGUGCCUACGUUUACACCGACACUAUCAGAUACGCGCAUUAUUCAAUUGAUGAAAAUGGAACUCUAUUAAAUUUGACAAAAUAUGAGAUUCCCGAAUGGCCAUUUGGCCUUAUUACCCUUUUUACGUCAUUGGCCACUGUUGAUGAAGGUUAUGUAAUAUUGUAUGCCGAAUAUUCAGUCAAUGAAGCCGAUAUUAUGAGUUCAUUAGGCGGAUU